Messenger RNA from Mercurialis annua (annual mercury), 1802 nucleotides. RefSeq lists its product as uncharacterized. Gene Ontology annotation, molecular function: zinc ion binding. NCBI's taxonomy places the organism in Eukaryota, Viridiplantae, Streptophyta, Magnoliopsida, Malpighiales, Euphorbiaceae. The record is from RefSeq and is a predicted model, not a curated record. The coding region runs from base 679 to 1206 and encodes 175 amino acids. The transcript is spliced from 4 exons.
UAAUCAUGGACGGUCCUCGACCUUUGCACUAAGCUUCCCUAAACCCCCUCACCUUUCAAAAGCUUCACUAAACCCCCUGACCUUUAUGGCGGCGCCAUUCACGGCCCUUCUGAAAAAAAAAAAACACAAAAUCGCGGCGCCGCCAACGAUUUAAUCGUUUGCAUGCGUUUUCCUCGCCACCUGUCGACCCACGUGACCUGUCCUCUGUCAGUUGCAACAGUCCCUCUCUCUGACAUGCCGGUUGACUUUUCAAAUUUUAAAAUCAAAAAAAAAAUUAACCGCUCGGUAACUUUUAUCUCUCUUUCAUCUUCUUUCUGACAUACUCUUUCAUCCUUCUCUUCUCUUCCCUUUUUUCUUCUGAAACUCAUUCUCUUCCCUUUUUUCUUCUGAAACUCUCAUUUUCACACCGCCAUUGUCUCGUCGAUUGCCUGUUCAUCUUCCGUGCUUUCUGUGUUUUUGCAUUGUGAAGAAGAAAAAAUAACGAAGGAACAAAACAUAAAUUUAGAGUUUUUAUAGUGAAAGAAUUACAAAAAUGAGAAAGAAAGGAAAAGGAAAAUCAAAGGAAAGAGAACGAACGGGACCACCUGGAACUGCUGGAUGGGGUUUAAUGGAUGAGAGCGAUAGUGACGAAGUGGUGGAAGCCUUCCCAUAGAUCUCCACUCCCAAGACACAACGACAAUGGAAGGACAAGCUAAACAAGUUGUGUGCGACUGUGGAAUUCCAUGCCGUAUGCAGAUUUCCUCCACCGAACGAAAUCCAGGACGGAGAUUUUACGGCUGUUCGAAGAGAAAUAAUCAAUGCGAUUUUUUUGCGUGGGUGGAUAACGACAUGGCCUAUCAGAUGACGAUGGUCAGGAAUUUGAAAAGUGAGGUUAAUGGCAUGACUGAAGAACGCAACAAAGCUCUACUGGAACUAGUUCAUGCCCAUACUCAGGUGGCGGCUAAAACUGACGAACUGGAGCAACUUAAUGAGGCCUUCGAGGGAUUGAAGGAGUCCAUUGAGAUGUACCACGAAGAAAAUGUGCUUAUGAUCCAGGAUAGUGGUCUGCAACUUAUGGAGAUAAACACUCUGAAGAAACACGUCAAGCUGAUGGAAGUCAAGUGCUCAGACAUGGAGAGGAAAAACAAGAUCAUGAGGCUUGGUUUUUUUGUGGCAUUUACAAUUGCCGGUUGCAGUUUAUCCGUUGCUUGUUUGAAGAAAAAAUGAUGCAUUUUCUAUUAAGUGACAAUGGCUUGUGUUUGUGCAGUGUUGUUAGUAAACUGCGUUCCAAUAAUUUUUUGUAUUAUCUUAAACUCAUUUAAUUUGCUUGUUGGGAAAACUUUGUGUGAUUCAAAAAUUUAAAUUACAGUACUGUCGUUGAUUACAUAAUUUAAGUGCAGGUGCUGUCUUUCAUAAUUAAAUAUAAGUUCAGGUGCUGUCUUUCAUAAUUGGUCGAAAUGUCAAGGGCUAUAUUAGACUUCACAGAGAAAUAAACCGCCAAAAAAAUGAAAACUUAAUGGCAAAGAUUAGCAAUGGGUUUUCCAAGAAACCCUUUCAUUACACCCGUUCCAUCAGUUGUAUUGUUCCAAUGCAGCCUCUUCGUUAACCACAACCACUAACACAAAGGGCAUGUAAAGAAAUUGAAGAGUCAUGAUGGUAACUUAUUUAAAUAGGCAACCACAGCAACUGAUUCAACCAUUUCAGAUUACACAAAUUGUUCUUAUUCUCAGAAAAACCAGAAGAUGUCCGAUAAUAUUGUUGUGUCUUCACUUAAUAUGGAACUCAUGGAUUGCCCAAUAUGCUGUGAACCCUUAACAACUCCA